Heterobasidion irregulare TC 32-1 is the source of this 1875-nucleotide messenger RNA. RefSeq lists its product as uncharacterized. Lineage: Eukaryota; Fungi; Basidiomycota; Agaricomycetes; Russulales; Bondarzewiaceae. The record is from RefSeq and is a predicted model, not a curated record. Gene Ontology annotation, molecular function: zinc ion binding; nucleic acid binding. Bases 1 to 1875 code for a protein of 624 amino acids. The transcript has a single exon.
AUGUCCUUGGCCGUUCGCAAAUUCCACUUCCUUGAAUCUCCCUGUUACAUCAUGUCCGACUUCCAUCACACUGCCUCUUCCGCCACUUACCCCCAUUCCACAUCCCCUUCCUUCAUCCUACGUCCCGUCUCGGUCACCUUUACCGACUCUUACGACUCCCUUGCCUCCGUGGAUCACAAUCAAGGCAUCACAGUGGACGAUCCACAACUCAAAAUAGGCAUCCCCGACCUUCCGAGUCAUAUCCUUAACCCCCACACGCCAAGCGCGGCACAAGUGUUCGCUCUGUUCAACACCACUCCACGCACACUCAUUCCCAUCUACCCCUCCCCCCUCUACGAUCUAACUCAUUAUCUAAACCCCAACCUCAUAGGGGCACUCUACUACAUCACAUUCACCAACGACAAAGCUCCAAUCAUGCUAGAACAGAAUGGGCUAGAUGAUCCAACGAACUUCUUUUUCUAUUUACAGCAGAUCGUGAUGACUUGUGCGUAUCAGGUGCACCAGGGACCGCUGGACAGGCAUCAGAUGACCCUGCUCUCGAACGUAGCUGUUACCAACUAUAGAAACAAGAGGCUGCUAAACCUCCCAGCCCUUAGGAGCGACAUGAUCAGUUACUGCCCUAACGGGUACAGCUCCCUCAGUAUGAACCUCCUCCUUCGUCACUCUCCAACCGAGUGGAUUGACACACUAAAACGAAUCCCUUUCCAACGAAACAUGAUCCGAUGGUUCCGAAUCACGGGAUUUGGGAGAGAAAGGCUAGUUAUAGAAGAAUACAUGCUGGGCGGAACGCUACCAGAACGGCUUUUCCCUACAAAUAGGCGAGGAGAACAGCACGUAGCCGCCUACUGGUCAGAAGGAGCCAACCCAUCGGACAAUAUGAGACCGUGGUACAUGACUAGGACGGACGUAGUGGAGGAAGAUGGGUAUCAUUUACUGCGACUGGAGGAACUUCUCUACGAGCUGCAGCAAAUCAUCGACGCCCCGGGAACCUCUGGGAACACGGCAUGCCCCCCUGCCAUGUCUCUUGUCAUCUCCCUCCCGGUGCUAAGAGAAUCACCUCUGACACCUAUUCCACUCAUCGCACCGUCGCCACCCCUUCCCCCUCUUCAACUAAACAUCCCGGUUCCUUUUCAGCACCCCAUCUCAGCCGAAAGAACCACAGCAAUCGAAGAACAGGCAAUGGCCACGCUCCCCCACACUCACGCAGAACCUUUCCCGGGAAAUCGGCUUGCUCCCAUCCCAAACCUGGAAGAAGACGACCCCAUGCAUCCUACCAGCCCUAUCUACGACCCUGAGCAAGCUGUCCGGGAUCACGAAGUUAGUCGACCACUUCCGAUGCCGCCCCCGGCACCCCCUACUACACCCACAUCUCCGACCCUUGUCGGCAGUGACCCCGCCCCUGCUAACCCUUUCCACACGCCCUCCUCCCAACUUGCAAUGGUACCUGUUGCCUCGGAAGAUUGGCGCAAAGGAGCACAGGCCUCGGAACUCAUCUGGCCUGCAACCCCGGCCUUCACUCCCUCCCCUCCUACAUCUCCUACUCCACCUGAGGUGCGUUAUUGCUGGGAAUGUGGACGAAGUGGGCAUCUUCUCGCAGGAUGUUCAAUCACCCACAUCCAAUCACGAACCGACGUCACCACACAUCAAUUCUUACGGGAUUACGAUGUGCAUCAUGGGGCUGCUAACCAACUUAGGCUGCAAAUGGACAAGGUGGCGGAAGAAUACGGAUAUCACAAGCAGGCUUGGGAGCACAUGAUCGACACCGCACUAUGGGCUGGUUAUCCAACUCGCUCCGUCCCCACUUACGAUGUCAAUAACCCACGCAACCCACCUCCUGUGACUGGACCACGUCCUAAGCGCCGAAGACUUGUGUAG